UUGCGAUGAGGAUUACAGCUCCCACCGCUCACUGGAUUGUCAUUCCCAUUCCUGGAAACUUACACUGAACGAGCACAGGAGAUUUCUGUGGGAGCGUUCCGAUUUAUGACAGAAGGCGUUAGUUGGACUUCUGAAGUUAAUCCGGUUGUUGAUGAGUGUGGAGAUGAAUGGUCGUACCCUGCCGCCGUCAAUACCUGAGGAUGGAGAAGCCUUGGACCAUGUUCAUCACGGAGAGAUGAACGGUUACCACAUGAGGCUUCGGGGCGAUGACGGGGUCGAGGCUGAGGUCCCGGUGUCGAAGUCCCAGAGACGAAAGAGCGAUGUCAAAGUCUAUAAGGAGUUUUGUGAUUUCUAUGCUCGCUUCAACAUGGCCAAUGCUCUGGCCAAUGCCAUGUGCGAGCGCUGCAAGAGUGGCUUUGCCCCGGCCGAGAAGAUAGUGAACAGCAACGGGGAACUUUACCACGAGCAGUGCUUUGUGUGCGCCCAGUGUUUCCAACAGUUCCCAGAAGGACUCUUCUAUGAGUUUGAAGGCAGGAAAUACUGUGAACAUGACUUCCAGAUGCUGUUUGCUCCCUGCUGCCACCAGUGUGGUGAGUUCAUCAUCGGCCGAGUGAUCAAGGCUAUGAACAACAGUUGGCAUCCAGACUGUUUCUGCUGUGAUAUCUGCCAGGCUGUGCUUGCUGAUGUUGGAUUUGUUAAGAAUGCUGGAAGGCACCUGUGUCGUCCAUGCCACAACAGAGAGAAAGCUCGUGGCCUCGGCAAGUACAUCUGUCAGAAGUGUCACGCCAUUAUUGAGGAGCAGCCUCUGCUGUUCAAGAAUGACCCCUACCACCCUGAUCACUUCAACUGCAACAACUGCGGGAAGGAGCUGACUGCUGAUGCCAGAGAGCUGAAGGGGGAGCUCUACUGCCUGCCCUGUCAUGACAAGAUGGGCGUCCCCAUCUGCGGGGCCUGCAGGAGACCCAUCGAGGGCCGCGUGGUUAAUGCCAUGGGCAAGCAGUGGCAUGUGGAGCAUUUUGUGUGUGCUAAGUGUGAGAAACCCUUCCUGGGACACCGUCACUACGAACGCAAGGGCCUGGCCUACUGUGAAACACACUAUAACCAGCUGUUUGGAGACGUUUGCUACCACUGCAAUCGUGUUAUCGAAGGAGAUGUGGUGUCUGCCCUCAACAAGGCUUGGUGUGUUAACUGUUUUGCCUGCUCUACCUGCAACACCAAGCUCACUCUCAAGAACAAGUUUGUGGAGUUUGACAUGAAGCCGGUGUGUAAGAAGUGCUACGAGAAAUUCCCCCUGGAGCUGAAGAAGAGGCUGAAGAAGCUGUCUGAAACUGUUGCACGGAAGUAAACACACAGAUGAGCAACUGGAGGCAGGGAGAAAUACAUGAGAUGCCGGGGUGGCCAUGCAAGUUGCAUUUCCAAAAUUGACAGUCCAGUCCAAGAUAGCAUUUGUGUGUUUUAUAUAAUUGGUAUGUUAAAUUUAGGUCAAUUAUUUCAGUGGAACAAUCCACUUUUUGUCUUUUCGUCUGCAGAGGAUCAUUUCAUGGAGCCUGAAACUGACAGAUGGGGUAACAGAGAGAUUGUUGGUCAGUCAGUUAGUAAGUUUAACAUCAACCUGUUCAGUACCUUUUGGCUCAAAUACUGCACUGUACAUUUUUCACAUGCUUGCCUUAUUUCAUGAUGCAUAUUAAACCUAAACACAGAUGAUGCUGGUGCUGUGUUUCAAAAUGACAUAUGAGCUUUAAGAGAAUAAUAAAAUAUGUGUCGACAGGGAGUUCAACAGUUUGCCAACUUGUCUCAUGAUGUCAAGCCAUUUGUCCUCUGUUUGACUCAUGUUACUGAUACUCUUGUACUGUAUGAUAAUGGAGUAAACCAAGAGAAAGUUCAGAAAGAUACAGUUUUAUUGAAUGUGUAUAUAUUAUAUUUCCUGUUUACCGCCAACAUAUCUAUAUAUUAUUAAUGUGUAUUUCCUUUAAUAUUAUGAAAAUUUGUGUUUAGCUCGGAGAAGGUUGACUUUCUUUUUGCAUCUACAGUUUAUUGACAUCAAACUGUCGCAAACUUAACAGCAAACUUAAUGCUGAUGGACUCAGCCAUCACUUGCCUUGUUAUGUGCUAUGCAUUUUAUGCGUGAAACAAUCUUGUUAUGUAAACUGGUAUUUACACUGAGUUACCAUUUUAUGUUCACUUGUACAAUCUUAUAAUUCAAUACAAAAGAAAUAAAUCCCAAAUUUUAUUGGUCAGUUAUUGUUUUAUCUAGUCUCAUUUACAGUCAAUACAUGAGGGCAACAGAAUAAUCAAAACACUGUUCACUGUAAUGCAGUCCCGUUCAACACCAUAAUUACAUCUUAAAAAUGACUGUAGUGAUGAAGUAACCCCUCGUCACACUGUCAACAACUGAACACAAUAAGCUUAACAGUACAGGAUUUAUUGCACAGCAACUGCUAACCGUGUGUGCGUUCCAACAUGAUGGCUUGUGGCAUGUGCAGAGACCGAAUAUGGGAGUAAUGUUAGAUGUUAGAACAUGUGUCACUGCUGUUUGUAAUCCAGAGAAAGUGAUCCUCUUAGAGAGGUGUACCGGCUUCCUCAGGGCUCAGACCCUAUUAAGAAAGAAAGCCAACUGUUGUGAAUGGGAAAGAAUAAUUUCCGUUCUGAAAGUGUUUCACUUGAGCAGUAUUUAAUCAUAGAAUGCUUAUCUUUCAAAUAGUUUAAUCGAAAAAGACAUUCCACUAUUUUCUGGAAAUACAACCCCAUGUUACUAGUGCAAAUUUCACCACCUAUGCCACAACGUUUCUCAUAUGUCAUGUAGAAGUAAAACUAUCCACUUGACUGUUGUUGUGAAACAGAGUUUCAGCUCCACUAAAAAUAGUCCAGUGGAUAGUUGUAUGUGAUAUCUUACUACCUGGGACACUGAAAUGACUCCACACAGACACUGCUCUUAUACUGUAUUUUAUCUGUGCAGUGCUUGUCAAGAGACAAUGUUUGUUCAUGUGAACACACCGAAGUGCAUGUUCUAGACUUGAAUGGAGAGUUAUUUUUCAUCCUAAGAUAAUUCUGUCACUCAUAUGAAUAAACUUGUAUGUCAAUGCUA
Messenger RNA from Chelmon rostratus (copperband butterflyfish), 3085 nucleotides. Its product is annotated as LIM and senescent cell antigen-like-containing domain protein 1. The record is from RefSeq and is a predicted model, not a curated record. The coding region runs from base 152 to 1345 and encodes 397 amino acids. Gene Ontology annotation, biological process: cell-cell adhesion; cell-cell junction organization; positive regulation of integrin-mediated signaling pathway. Gene Ontology annotation, cellular component: cell-cell junction; cytoplasm; focal adhesion. Lineage: Eukaryota; Metazoa; Chordata; Actinopteri; Chaetodontiformes; Chaetodontidae. The transcript is spliced from 10 exons.